This is a messenger RNA of Anthostomella pinea, 1656 nucleotides long. The record is from the annotation of a GenBank genome assembly. NCBI's taxonomy places the organism in Eukaryota, Fungi, Ascomycota, Sordariomycetes, Xylariales, Xylariaceae.
AUGGAGCCAUUGCCUCUUCCUCAAGAUAUCCUUCUACUGCUAUGUCAGGAACUGGGUGCGCGUCGCGACUUCGCCACAUUGUUCUGCCUCUCUCGUGUCAGCCGGCGCGUUGCUAGUAUUGCUCUCGAGCAGCUCUACAGAGUGCGCGACGAAGCCGACACGUUUCCAGAUGGAAAACUUCAGACUGCCCAACUAUGGAGGUCCAUCGUCCUUUCUAGCCUCGGAAUGACCGCAUAUCCAUACUGCGCAUACGUACGCGCUCUGUCGCUGGGGCAUUUGGUGGAGUGCCUCGAGGAGAUGCGGCCCGAUAAGGCUGUCCGGGAAUUCUUCUUCGACGGCCCCAUGCACCAGUUCUUGGUCUUGCGCGGCCUUCCGACAAGAAAUACACGCGACAACUCUUCGUUUCUGCCUAUAGAUAUGGAUCGCACAGUGGUCAAAUGUGUCGACUCUAUCACUAUUUACAUCAGAGAGCUGGCCGAUAGCAAUGGGACCGCGGUGGCGCUGACUCACUUGGAAGGGGUGUUCAUCCCUCACGAUAUCUUACCAACAUGGAUCACUCGCCUAGGCACACUGACAUCUCUGCGUCUGAGAGAUGGGUCGGUCCUCGGUGUCGAAGCUGCCAGCGCCAUCUCUGAGUGUUGCCCUAAGUUUGGCGAGUUAGUUUGCUACUACUACCAAAGUGGUAGUGCCGACGAGGACAUGGCCGCCUUCUUCCAGACGCUUCGUCCCAACACCCUACGGAAAUUUGAGGUCCUGAGCCGCAACCAGCUCGGCGAGAAAUCCUUUACCGCUCUAACUGCACACGCGGAGUCUUUGAGAAGUCUCACGAUUACUAGCCUGUCCCGGCUGGCCAUGCAAGGUCUCAAUAUGCUCUCCCCCUGCACUGCUUUGGAGAUCUUGAAUAUCGAAAACGAUCGCUUUGAUUCGGAAGCCUUGAGCGAGAGUCUCGUCAAGGAGGUUGCGACAUGGAUAAGCAAUUGCAAAUCACUUCGGGAAUUGACUCUUACUCACGUUCAAGAUGCCCUGGCCAUCCUGAAGGAAGUUAUGGAAGCUCCAGGCAUUCAUCUCACUACUCUCCACGUCAAGGAUUUUUCGUCGGCAUCCCCAGAGGUCACAAGAGCCGCUUGGGCCUCGCUAGGCCUGCAAAAUCGACUCGAGGUUCUCAGUAUCAACGAACAGGACGGAAUCGUCGAUGGACUGAUUGUGACGCGGACCCCCCAACUGACGGAGUCGCUCUGUCGCUUAAAGAGUCUCUCGUCCUUGGAUCUUUUGCAAGCGUAUGUCUCGUCCUCUGAUAUCCGACUAUUCGCCACAGCCCUGCCCAACAUCGAAUAUCUCAGCUUUGGAGGCGAUCUACUCGAUGAAGCCAUCCUGGUAACCCUGAGCACAAUCCCCAAGCUGAAGGCUUUAUCGAUCAACGGCACAUCAGCCUUCCGAUUCGACAGCCUCAAAGACUUUGCACAAAGGCUCGACUCCUCUGCCCACCAAGGCAUCCGUGUCGAGAUACUGAAUCAGUGGCCCGGUGCAAGGGUCACCGAAGAAGAGGAACAAUGGCUAGAGAGAUAUUUUGCCGAUACUCUGAACGGAAGAAUCGUGAUCCACUUUCCGAACGACCCGGAUGAGCUACACGAAGGAGACUUUUCCGACUCGGACUGA